Molecule: messenger RNA, 1480 nt
Organism: Aureobasidium subglaciale EXF-2481
Lineage: Eukaryota; Fungi; Ascomycota; Dothideomycetes; Dothideales; Saccotheciaceae
Exons: 2
Coding region: 107-1174 (355 amino acids)
Biological process (GO): mitotic spindle assembly checkpoint signaling
Cellular component (GO): kinetochore; mitotic checkpoint complex; bub1-bub3 complex
Molecular function (GO): ubiquitin binding
Source: RefSeq, a predicted model, not a curated record
GAUCAUUUUGAAUCGCAAUCACGGUGCCCCGCAAAACAGUCGAAGCUGUCGUUGUUGUCCUCGACUUUGCUCGACUUGUAAGUUGAGCAACUUCACACACCUCACAAUGAGUGGCCAGAUCGAACUCGCUGAUGCGCCAUCGGAUGCCAUCUCAGCCGUCCGAUUUGCUCCUCAAUCGCCAAAUCGCUUGCUGGUCGCCUCGUGGGAUCGCAAUGUCUACCUCUACGACACACAGGCCGGAGAACACGGCCGUCUGCUGCGCAAAGUAGAGCAUCGCGCUCCCGUACUGGAUCUCUGCUUCGGCCACGACGACAACACCGCUUUCACUGCUGGCCUGGACUGGGACGUCAACAAGAUCGACCUCGAGACUGGUGAAAAGAGCCUGAUCUCAUCACACGAGGCUGGCGUCAAAUCCAUCGUCUACUCGGACAAGCACCAUUUGCUCGUCUCGGCCUCGUGGGACAGCACCCUCCAUGUCCACAUCCUCAAGAACGGCAACCUCGACCACGCCCCUUCGACCAUUCCUCUGCCAUCCAAGCCCUUCUCCAUCUCCCUGACUCCCACAAAACUCGUCGUCGCCAUGGCUUCACGCCAGAUCUUCAUCUACGAUUUGGCUGCUCUCAGCAUGCUCACCUCGCAGUCGGCCCCAUCGGCCGAAACUGGAAAUAGAAGCAUCCUCGACAUCCAGCCAUGGCAACAACGAGAGAGCAGUCUCAAGUUCAUGACCCGCGCCGUCUGCUGUAUGCCCAACGAUCAAGGCUAUGCCCUUUCUUCCAUCGAGGGCCGCGUGGGCGUCGAGUGGUUCGACCCCUCGACCGAGUCUCAGAGUCGCAAAUACGCUUUCAAAUGCCACAGACAGGCUGAUGAGGGUGUCGAUGUUGUCUAUCCCGUCAACGCCCUGGCCUUCCACCCCCUUCAUCAAGGCACCUUUGUCAGUGGAGGCGGCGACGGCUUUGUCGUCCUGUGGGAUGGCGUUACCAAGCGCAGAAUCAGACAAUACCAGGCAUAUCCUUCGAGCGUCUCGAGUGUCUCCUGGAGUUCUGACGGCAGAUACCUGGCCAUCGGAAUCAGCCCCGGUUUCGAGGACGGCAACGAGGUCGUCCACGAGGGCCAGGUCAAGCUGUUUAUCAGAGAACUCGCUGACGGAGAAGCAAAGGGCAAGAGCGCAAAGUAGAAUGAAAGAUGAAAUAUGGAAGCAACUUAGAAAAAUGGUCUUUAUUAGCGUAGGCGUUUCGAUUCGUUGGUAUAUCGAGGUGGUCCUCGUAUGAAUGUUAUGCCUCUCUCUCCCCCUUCAAUCCUCAUCCAUCUCAUCUUCUCCAUCUUCACUGUCGCUUUCAAUGCCCAUCUGAGCCCCUGGUCUUGUGUUGGCUAGUGCACCAGCACUUCCAAGCAUCUUGUCAAGUGCAAACUCCGAGCCCUUUUCUCUUGCUGUUGCUCGCAGGAUGGCAGCUUUUGCUCUUCUUAUGGCCUCCUCUUCGGC